Helianthus annuus (common sunflower) is the source of this 441-nucleotide messenger RNA. RefSeq lists its product as uncharacterized. NCBI's taxonomy places the organism in Eukaryota, Viridiplantae, Streptophyta, Magnoliopsida, Asterales, Asteraceae. Gene Ontology annotation, molecular function: protein dimerization activity. The record is from RefSeq and is a predicted model, not a curated record. The transcript has a single exon. Bases 1 to 441 code for a protein of 146 amino acids.
AUGAGUUGUUUGAGUCCGUGUGAUAAUUUCAAUGCAUUUGACAUUCCAAAUAUACUAAAGCUAGCCGAGAAGUAUCCAUAUGAUUUCAAUGAAGAGGAAAAACGAAGGCUUCCGGUUCAACUCGGAAACUACUUUGAUUGUGUGAAAAAAGAUAAACAAUUCGCCAACUUGGAUGAUUUGUCAAGUCUUGUAAUGUUCAUGGUUUCAACAAAUAUUCACGUAACUUAUACAUUGGUAUAUCGGUUAUUGAAGCUUGUUCUCGUAUUACCCGUCGUAACCGCAACCGUUGAAAGAUGUUUUUCGGCAACGAGGAAUGUGAAGACCGACUUGCGUAAUCGGAUUGGGGAUGAGAAUUUAAGUGAUAGUUGUGUAUGUUAUAUAGAGAAAGACUGGCUUAAGAAAGUCGCUUUAGAUGAUGUUUGGAUAGAUUUCAAAAAAUGA